AAAGGGAAACAACAUAGAGAAAGCGAGAAGAACAAGGGACAGGAAUUGAACAUAGAAUGGAUAGGGUGUUUUCAGUGGAGGAAAUUUCCGACCAAUUCUGGUCGGCGCAUCUCAGGCCGCCACACUCGCAGUCCCGGCCACCAUCUGCUGGAAGUCUACCAUUGGAAGAAUCUUCAAGAAUGAACAGGAGCGAGUCCGAGUGGGCCUUUCAACGUUUUCUCCAGCUCGAGGCCUCCUCCAACGCUGAGACCCAGACCGAGACCGAAUCUGCCGUCCACCCGAACAAAGAAGUUGUCGUCGAGAUCGGGGACGACGAGGACAACACCAAGAAUGCUAAUAAUAUUAGUAAUCAUAAUAAUAUUAUUCGGAACAAGUCUGCCACCAGUACCGCUUCCACGUCGUCUUUCGGCGAGAGCUGCACAGCGCCCUUUAAUGCACCUCCUCCCAAUAUCCCCAUCGAUUCCGACGAGUACCAGGAUUUCCUUAAAAGCAAGCUUAAUCUUGCUUGUGCUGCUGUGGCUUUAACUCGGGGACCUCUAGUGAAACCCCAAGAUUCUGCUGCUUUAUCUGAUAAUGGAUUACAGGCUUCCAAUACUUCACAACUGGGAUCCCAAGCGCCUUCUAAAGGAGCUGGGUGUGAUUCAUCCUGGUCACGAGAAAAGGACUCUAAUGGAUCACUUGGAAUUCCGUCCUUACCGGUGCAAAAGAAAUCUGGGGUCCCAGCUAGGCCAACAACAAGUGGAUCAUCGAGAGAACAGUCAGAUGAUGAAGAAGUUGAAGGAGAAAAUGAACUAACUGAGAAUAUGGAUCCUUCUGAUGCAAAACGUGUAAGGAGUUUGAAGUUGACAACGGAAACUCACUUUCAAUGGUAUCAAGAGUUUGUUCCACAAAAAGCAGAUUCCAGCAAUAUGGGCUAUGUAUUCUCAUGCCAUAUAGAAAAGCCAUUCAUGUGUACUGCAAAAUCCUUGAUGCUUUCCAAUAGAGAGUCGGCUAGACGCUCAAGAAGAAGAAAGCAGGCUCAUUUGACUGAGCUUGAGACGCAGGUUGCUCAACUAAGAGUUGAAAACUCUUCCCUUUUAAAGCGUCUUACUGAGAUCACCCAGAAGUACAAUGAAGCAGCUGUUGACAAUAGAGUUUUAAAAGCAGAUGUCGAAACAUUGAGAGCAAAGGUUAAGAUGGCAGAGGAGACUGUCAAAAGAAUUACUGGACUGAACCCGUUGUUCCAUGCCAUGUCUGAUAUAUCCUCAAUGGGAAUGCCAUCAAUUAAUGGAAGCCCUUCUGAUACAUCAACGGAUGCUGCUGUGCCUGUGCAAGAUAACUCAAAUCAUCACUUUUUUCAACCUAGUAUGAACAAUAAUAUGCCCACUCAUGAUAUGGGAGUCAACCAUGGCUUGGCAGACGUUACUUCUGUUGAAAAUGUGCAGCGGAAUUCUACAGUAGCUGCAGCAGGAGGAAGCAAGAUGGAAAGAACAGCCUCCAUGCAGCGAGUGGCUAGUUUGGAGCAUCUUGAGAAGCGGAUCCGGGGCACAAGUCCUUGUGGAACCCAGUCCAAUGGGGAGUAGUAGCAAGUAGAACAACUCAGAUGUGAAGAAGCAUCUUCCUUAGGAUGAUUUUGAGAAUGAUCUCACUGCAGUACUAUUAUUGGUUUUGCUGCAUGUAAGAAAGCCUAUUUUUUUUGUUGAAAGGGGAAGAAAAAUGCCGUUACUUGAACCUCUAUGUAUUCAACUUUACUGAACAUUGUGAAUGAUAAAUUUGACACUAUUCUGUCAAUAUGAACUCCUAACAACACUGGGGAUGAAUAAGAUAUAGCAAAUUUCCGAUU
Messenger RNA from Carya illinoinensis, 1822 nucleotides. Its product is annotated as light-inducible protein CPRF2-like. Gene Ontology annotation, molecular function: DNA-binding transcription factor activity. NCBI's taxonomy places the organism in Eukaryota, Viridiplantae, Streptophyta, Magnoliopsida, Fagales, Juglandaceae. The record is from RefSeq and is a predicted model, not a curated record. The transcript has 7 exons. Gene Ontology annotation, biological process: regulation of DNA-templated transcription. The coding region runs from base 57 to 1562 and encodes 501 amino acids.